Molecule: messenger RNA, 603 nt
Organism: Acanthosepion pharaonis
Lineage: Eukaryota; Metazoa; Mollusca; Cephalopoda; Sepiida; Sepiidae
Source: the annotation of a GenBank genome assembly
AUGUACAGCAGCUCCAACCCACGUCCCACAUUCACCCAGCUGACACUCUGUAAAUGCGUUUACCGGGAGCGACAUUCCUCGAAAGCUUUCACGUAUGUGGACUGCAAUUUAGCGCGCAGCAAUUGUCAAACACUGAGACGUUCCAAACCGAUUUGCGCUUUUCUGUGUCGGGUUAUUUUAUUUUCUUUCUUUAAUUCUGGUCCCGAGGUGGAAGAAAAACUCUCUACAUUAUCUAUCUAUCUAUCUAUCUAUCAGUUUUUUCAUAUCUAUCUAUCUAUCUAUCUCUCUCUCUCUCUCUUUCUCUCUCUCUCUCUCUCUAUAUAUAUAUAUAUAUAUAUCUUUUCAUAUCUAUCUACUUUAGUCAAUUUUAUCUAUCUAUCUAUCUAUCUAUCUAUCUAUCUAUCUAUCUAUCUACAUGUAUACUCCUUACUAUUUAUUUGUCUAUAUAAUCUAUCUAUCUAUCUAUCUAUCUAUCUAUCUAUGUCUUUUCAUAUCUAUCUAUCUAGUUUAGUCAAUUUUAUCUAUCUAUCUCUAUCUAUCUAUCUAUCUAUCUAUCAUUUCACAAAUGCCUUCUCUCUCUCUCUCUCUCUCUCUCUCUCUUAA